Molecule: messenger RNA, 1361 nt
Organism: Cuculus canorus (common cuckoo)
Lineage: Eukaryota; Metazoa; Chordata; Aves; Cuculiformes; Cuculidae
Product: homeodomain-interacting protein kinase 4-like
Biological process (GO): peptidyl-serine phosphorylation; peptidyl-threonine phosphorylation
Cellular component (GO): nucleus; cytoplasm
Molecular function (GO): protein tyrosine kinase activity; ATP binding; protein serine/threonine kinase activity
Source: RefSeq, a predicted model, not a curated record
GCCAACCCAUGAUGGAGACGCUGGUGGUGGGUGCUGAGUGCUACGACGUGGUGGCCACUGUGGGGAAGGGGACCUUUGGGGAGGUGACCUGGGGCUGGCGCAGGAGCACAGGGGAGAUGGUGGCCAUCAAGAUCCUGAAGAACAAAGGCCACCAUGGCUUGACGGCAAAGAAUGAGCUGAGGCUGCUGGAAGCCUUGCGGGAGGUGGACGCGGAGGAGUCGCACAUCGUCCAUUUCCUCCAGUCCUUCAGUGAUGGUGUCUGUACCUACCUGGUCUUGGAGCUGCUGGACCAAAACCUCUUUGAGUUCCAAAAGCAGAACAACUUCUCGCCGUUGCCCAUCCGGCACAUCCGUACCAUCACGGCGCAGGUCCUGGCAGCGCUGGUCAAGCUGAAGGAGCUUUCCAUCAUCCACGCCGACCUCAAGCCAGAGAACAUCAUGCUGGUGGACCACAAGCGUUAUCCUUUCCACAUCAAGCUCAUCGACUUCGGCUCAGCCAGGAUAUUCACCGACAUCCACCAGAUCGAAGAUCCCUACAUCCAAACCUGCUUCUACCGGGCGCCGGAGAUCUUGUUGGGGUUGCCCUUCUGGGGGAAGAUGGACAUGUGGGCUCUGGGUUGUGUGAUGGCUGAACUUCACUUGGGUCACAAUGAGUACGACCAGGUUGUCCACAUCUGCUCCACCCUGGGGCGACCCCAAGACCAAUUGCUUCAUGCCGCCGAGAAGACGCCGUCCUUCUUCCAAUGGGUGCCGUAUCCUACCGGUUCCUGGCAGCUCAGGCCACCAGGCAAGGACAUGGGGAAGCCAAAGGGGUGGAAGAAGUAUGUCCUCUCCUCACUGAACCAGUUGGCGGAGGUCAAUGUCCACCCUGCACAGGAGGUGCAGGCUGAGUGCUGUGACCUCCAUGGGAUGGUGGAGCUGCUCAAGAGGGUCCUCACCUGGGACUCGCGCAAGAGGAUCACGCCCAACGCCGCCCUCAAGCAUCCCUUCAUCUCCUUGCAGCAGGUCAAGGCCAGCUUUGAGGCCACCCGGUACUACCAGCUCUGCCAAGAGGACUUGAGGGCAACCAAGAAGGACACCGGUGCGGUUGAGGUCUUCCAUGGCAAGGAACUUCCUUCACUCAACCAGACGGACGGCUUCAACCAUGCCAAGGGGGACAAGAACCAGGAUGUCCACCAAGCCCCCGUCCCCACAUUCUACAGCCACCAGCACCACCAGUGGGCCAGGAUGGAACCGGCUGCUGGUAACUGGAUCUUGGUGAGGUCAACCAAUGGGCAAAAGACCGGCCACCAUGGUGGCACCAUAGGCUUCGGUGGGAUAGAGGAGAAGAACCCGUGUGGACAACCAGACACUUUGCCCUGA